Molecule: messenger RNA, 516 nt
Organism: Aplosporella prunicola CBS 121167
Lineage: Eukaryota; Fungi; Ascomycota; Dothideomycetes; Botryosphaeriales; Aplosporellaceae
Exons: 1
Coding region: 46-483 (145 amino acids)
Source: RefSeq, a predicted model, not a curated record
GAGGGGCGUGUGUUAGUUGGGUUGGGGCUGGGUUUGGGGUGGGGAAUGGCAUGGGUGUGGGGAAGGGGAGUUUGGGAUGGGGUUGGGUGGGUUUGCGGGUUUGUGGGGAUGGGUUUAUGCGAGGGCAGACUUGCCGCUGACAAUGUACCGCUGCACCUCGUCUGGCCCGUCGUCGUCGGCAGGCAGGUAGCGCGGGAAGAUAUUGUCGGCGUCGGCGUCGUCGGCGUGGACGUGGAUGUUGGCGUGGGCGUGGGUGUCGGGGUCGCUGGAGGGGGGCGGGGCGGCGGCCAUGGUUGCGCGCGCGUAGGUGUAGAUGUGUUGGUUGGUCGGAUGUAUGUGCGUGUGUGUGUAUGCGUAUGUGGAAGAGGAAAGCGACGGAGAGAGAGAGAGAGAGAGAGAGCAGGCGCGGGCGAAAUGUCGCAGGCUAACAGCGGAAGCAGCGGAGCUGUGGCGGGGGAUGGACGGAGGGAGAGAGGGUCCUGAGGUGCUACUGUCCUCGCUACGUAGCUAGUGCUC